GAGCAAUUGGUAUGUGGCAACUGUGAGGAGAGGUGAGGGCGGAUGUGUCACUUACGCCCGCACGUCCUCUCACUCUUCCCUCCACCAUUUACCAACACAAACAGCUGUCUUAACACCACGCCGUCCAAAUCCUUCUAUACUGCCCUCUAAAAUGGGUUGUUGCAAAUGUUGCUGUGUCCUCCUGCUGGUGACAAUCAUCAUCAUUGGUGCUAGCAUGGGUCUUUUUGCAGCAUUCUCCCCAUACCCAAGUCAUGCAUCAUGUCAUGUUGAUUGGGUAUUUGGCAAGUCCUGUUCUACUGUAAAAUCAACGCUUAUUAGUCAAAUAAAAACCUGGAGUCAUAAUAACUGUACACUCAAGCAACAGUGCAAAUAUGAGUACCUUGGUGAAGAGGAUAAUACCAUACGAGGCAUUCAUGUAACACCGUGGAUAGCUUUUGUUGAUAGAUUUAAUUUUACGCUUACUAAUGGGGAUGAUGGCAACUGUCAUGUUCAGGCUUUCAGUGAGUCAGCUGCUUACUUUGCUGUCAUUGACUUUGGAGUGAACUACUGCAAUCUACGUAAUUUAGUGAUUGGAUCAAAUCUGGAUGAGAACGAUAAUUACUUUAAGGAAAAUUCUACAAAUGCUGUCUGCACAAUGUAUUCCAUUGCACAUUGUAACUUGUAUACCUAAAGGCAUGCUCAUCUAGUAUUUGUUAGGUUACAAUUGAAGUUGGCUGCUAGGGUGAUAUGACAUAAAAUAGAGAUGUAAAUCAUUAUAUUUUAUUACAAAAUUUAUUACAAAAUUGUACUGUUUAACAUUUUAUAUUUUUAUAUUUUUCUCCAUUUAUGAAAGUGAAGUGGAAUAUUAGUUUUAAUUGCCUGAUGAUGCACAGAGAGAAUAAUUAUAUGUUCCACUUCAGCUGCAGGAUUUUUAAUAUAAAAAAGUAGGACCCCAAUAGUUUAUUUUAAUAAUUAGGUCAGAACUGUGCCAUGUUAACUCUUGUGUUUACAUCUGUAAUAAACACAGCAUGUGUGUUUAGAGAUCAGAGAGGAUUUUUGGUAAAACUGUUUGAAGGAGUUGGGUUUUCAAAGAUUUGUUUAAAUUUAAAACUUAAAUGGCGUGUUCUUUCUGAUGUAAUUGAAUUACAUUAAAUAAUACUUACAUGAAAA
Procambarus clarkii (red swamp crayfish) is the source of this 1149-nucleotide messenger RNA. RefSeq lists its product as uncharacterized. The record is from RefSeq and is a predicted model, not a curated record. Lineage: Eukaryota; Metazoa; Arthropoda; Malacostraca; Decapoda; Cambaridae.